AUGCCGCGGCCCAAGAGAGGACGUGGUAGGCCGCCUCGAGCAGCCAGAGCUGUUGCAGAGCCAGCCAGCAGCAGUCCCAAUGUCGCGAUUGAAAAAAAGCCCGAGACGAGAGGACGCCCCCGGGGACGCCCCAGGAAGACUCCCUCCAUUGCACGACUCAACAUCAACGAGGAUGAUGCUAUCCAAAGCGCAAACAGCUCUCGCGACGAGGCGCUCCCUAAGCUUGCCAACAAAGAUACGACCAUGACAAGUGAGAGAUCGGCGAUGCGCGCAAGCUCACGAAGCUCAAUAGAACUUGGGCGACAUACUGCGGCGACGCCUGGACACAACCGACGUACAAGUGGACUAGAUCUGGGCGACAGUGACUUUGGCAACUUGGAUGACAGCUUUGCGGAAGGUGACAUUCCCAGUACGGCGCUCUCAGGGGAUAUUUCAACCUUGUCAUACAGCGCCCUCCGCUCUCAGUCGCGACGGUCUAGUUUCAUAGGAAGAAACGACCCCCCCAUUCGACCCAGCAGCAGGAGCGGAACUACCCCUAGGGUUGGCUCUUCGUUCAACCUCGGUCUCUUCAAGAGGCGUGCGCGAGAACCAAGUAUUCUUGGUGCGAACCGAAAACCUCUACAUGACUCCUCGACGGUCGUCCAAGACUCUGAAGAAGACAGCGAAGAGGAAUUCGAACCCGAGGCUGAGUCCACGCCAUUAAAUAACAGACGACGCACUCGCGGAAAGGACGAAAUCGAAGCACCAGAAUCACCAGAGGCUGCCGAGUCCUCCAACCCGAGGAAGCGCAAAAGUCUAGAUGUGCAGCAGAGUAGCACACGGCCUGAGAAGGUAUCGAGAACAGAGCCUGGACCAUCCAGACAGCCGGGCGACCGGAGCUUGUCUGAAUUGCCAGAUGCCCCUCCAUCAUCUCAAGAGGAUCCUAUGGACGACACCAGCGAGUCCGAAAUAUCAGAACUCUCCUCACCCAGAGGACCCCCCGCCAGGCUCCCUCAACGCCCAGUCACACCAGUCAACCUGGAGGAAAUUGCAGCUCCCCCAGCAAGUAGCGGGUCAGAAGGGCCGGAUAUGUGGCCGGAUAUUCGAUCACUGGCCAAGAAACGCCGCCGACCUUCCGUCACCACUCCCUCGCGCCUUUCUAACCUCUCCGACAUGUCCUCGCCCCCUUCACUUACACAUUCACCAAACUACGACGCAGCCAAGACUGGCAAGACGCGUGGGCGGCCACCGCAACGACAGCAAGCCUCGCCCAAGAUGACUACGGCUGAUCUUGCGAGCUUGCUGCCCAAGCGGCGAUACAAGAAGUCGCGCGAUCCGCUCGGCCUAGAGAGCGAUGAAGAGCUUGAUACCUCGGGACUGGGCCACGAGGAUGAUGAACUAUCUCAUCUAGACACCCAGACGGCCCGCCGGCGGAAGAGGGGAAGGCCACCUCGCUCGGCUUCUCGCGGUGGCAAGCCUGGUGGUUCAUCUCGGCGUACCCUCAGAUCACGUUCUCGCCAUUCGUCAGACAAGGAAAAUGCACGAGACGACGGCAGAGGCAGCGAUAGCAAUGAGAGCGAGGAUGAGGAUGGAGGGGAGGGUGUGAGCAGGUUUGUUCCUCUGGCGGAUAAUACGUUUGACGAAGCCUCCGCCAGAAGCCCAGCCAACGCCGUUCCUACUGAGGAGCUGAAGCAAGCGAGCAGCAAGUUCAAAGAAGUAGACAAGUGGGAGUUGGAAUUUGAGGAGGUGGCGGAGGCUUCGUCGCCCCAGGAUGGAAGGUGA
Messenger RNA from Trichoderma aggressivum f. europaeum, 1761 nucleotides. RefSeq lists its product as uncharacterized. Gene Ontology annotation, molecular function: DNA binding. The record is from RefSeq and is a predicted model, not a curated record. Lineage: Eukaryota; Fungi; Ascomycota; Sordariomycetes; Hypocreales; Hypocreaceae. The coding region runs from base 1 to 1761 and encodes 586 amino acids. The transcript has a single exon.